AUGGUCUCCGACAGUGGUUUCGUCAACACGGAGCUAUUUAUUAACUGGUUACAUCACUUCAAAGAUUUUAGCCAUCCUUCAACAGAAGAUCCCGUAUUGCUGCUCUUAGAUAACCACACUUCUCACGUUAGCUUAGAUGCCGUGAAAUUUGCUCGUGAAAACAAUAUUGUGAUGCUUACGCUGCCACCACACGGAAGUCAUAAAUUACAACCUCUUGAUAGGAGCUUUUUCAGCCCUCUUAAGGGUAAAUAUGCUAUAGAAUGUGACAAAUUUAUGUCAGAAAAUUCAGGGAGAGGCAUUGGUCAACAACAAGUGGCGCGCUUAUUUAAUGAAGCUUACAAGAAAGUGGCUACAUUAGGCAAUGCUGAAUCUGGCUUUAGAGUAUUAGGGAUAUACCCCUACGGCGAUGACUUAUUUGAUGAAAGAGUUUGCUCCAUCAUUAGUCACAGAUCAAUUGCCCCGAAAUCAUGA
Molecule: messenger RNA, 471 nt
Organism: Vanessa atalanta (red admiral)
Lineage: Eukaryota; Metazoa; Arthropoda; Insecta; Lepidoptera; Nymphalidae
Product: MFS-type transporter clz9-like
Exons: 1
Coding region: 1-471 (156 amino acids)
Cellular component (GO): nucleus
Molecular function (GO): DNA binding
Source: RefSeq, a predicted model, not a curated record